AUGGCGGGCAACACCAAUGUCAAGAUCUCAAUCAAGAACACCGGAUCCGAGCCUUUGCGCCUAGUCAAAGUUGAUGGUCUUCUAAGCGACUUGGCCGUCAACAAGGUUACUGUUGUGAAAGAUGGCAACAAGCUCCCUUUCUACGGUAUUCACGUUGACAUCGACCUCACUGCGCUUGCAGACUCAUCAUUCCAGACUUUGUCACCCUCAGAGACAGUCGACAAGCACUUCGAUAUCGCCCACGUUUACGAUCUUGGCGCUGGCGGUAUGGUCGAUUUGGUGUCGCAGGGCACCUUCCUCUAUGCGACCUCUGGAUCAUCGGUCGUAGAGACCAUCUCCUUCGUCUCCAACACUCUUACCGUCAACAUCGAUGGAUCUGAAGCAGCCGCGACCCGUCAGACUUGGCUUUCGAGCGUAUGGAAUGCGGAAUUCAACCUCCAAGGCGGUUGCACCCACGAACAGUACGACAUUCUAGACCAAUGUCGCAGUCUGUGCUCAGAUCGCGCCUACUCCGCCUGGCAGAACUCGCUUUCCGACGCUGGCAAUCACACGAGGAUCAUGGAGUUCUUCAAGGACGACACUGAGCAGAUUCGCAAGAAGCUCAACGACGGCUUUCUCGCGAUGGGAUCUGAAUGUCGCAACAUGAACGAGGGUCGCGUCAAGAUCUUCUGCAACAACCUCGACGGCUGUGGACCGGGUGUAUUGGGGAUGACUGUGUGGGCUGGCGAGGAACUCCACGUCAGGUUCUGCCCCUUUUGGUUCGAUGCGUGGUACCAGAUUGAUCAUCCAGAAUGUCAUGAAGGCGACAAGACCAAGACGAUGACGCAUGAGCUCUCUCAUGCACUGUUCAGCGUCGGAGAUGUCAAAUACGGAUACGAUAACUUUAUCACGCUCAACUCCACGGAUAACCUCAACAACGCGGACACUUACGCAUUCUUUGCCAAAGGUAAGCUCUCUCACAAAAACUCUCUCUAG
Messenger RNA from Alternaria triticimaculans, 975 nucleotides. RefSeq lists its product as uncharacterized. Lineage: Eukaryota; Fungi; Ascomycota; Dothideomycetes; Pleosporales; Pleosporaceae. The record is from RefSeq and is a predicted model, not a curated record. The coding region runs from base 1 to 975 and encodes 324 amino acids. Gene Ontology annotation, molecular function: metalloendopeptidase activity. The transcript has 2 exons. Gene Ontology annotation, biological process: proteolysis.